GCUGCCUCCAGCCAUGCUCUUACCUUCUUGUUUGUCCUCACUCCCUUUGAGCCUGGAGAAACCGCCUGCUGCGUGAAGUCCCAAGUCUUGUCCCUGGCCAGGGACUCCUAAAAUAAGAGGAAGAUUGUGUUAGAAGGAAAGGAAACUGAGUGUCAUUCUCGAUUAACCAAACUUCCUUGAAGUACUAGAUACAAGAAAUAACCAGCUGUGCUUUACAAAGAAGGAGGCACAAACACUUAAUGGUGGGUUUCUAGAACAUACGCCUAAUGCCCAGAAACUCUAAAAACAGAACCAGAAAGAGAACACAGAAAGAAGAAAACACCUACCUGUAAUGUAAUCUCUGAAAGGUGAUAUUUAGGGCCAGGCGACAAUGACAGUUUUCAACGAUGGUUACAUUAUGAUGAACGGCUCAUCGAAUUCUUACUGAAUUAAUGCAACGAUGUUCUUGGCCUAGCUCUUCAUAAAGACGUUGGCGUCAAAAUUAUUAACAAAGCCUGUCAAUCGAAAAAGUUCUCUGCGCUGAUGCAGAGAGUAACGUUUUCAUCCUAGAAGAAGCACCAAGCACCUUGGAGCGCCAACCCUAGGUAAGCUCGUGGAUGGUCAUGCCCUGGAGCUCGCCUCUGUGCACCAUGCCGUCUAAAUCUGCUUUCUUCAGUCAACCAAGGGUGGAAGCCACCCUCCAGCCUCCAUCCAGCAUCCAAAAGAGGAAGAGGGACGAGUCAUCAGAUUCUGAGGAUGACCUGGCAGAGCUAUUUGAACCUGAUCCCCAGCCGGCGUGGUCAGUGGAGACGCCGUGCGUGCUUAGGAUGAUGCUGCAGAGGCGACGUGUGUCUACAGUGCGUCCUGAACACCACAAGGUCUUCACCAAAUUGCUCGAGGAUCCCGUGGUGAAAAAAUUCCUGACCUGGGACAAGAUGCUGAGGGUGUCAGACAAGUACCUCCUGUCUAUGGUCAUAGCUUAUUUCAGCCGCGCUGGGCUCUUCUCCUGGCAGUACAGGCCAAUCCACUUCUUCCUGGCUCUCUACCUGGCCAAUGACAUGGAGGAGGACAACCAGGCCCCCAAGCAAGACAUUUUUUACUUCCUCUAUGGGAAGAGCUAUGCCCAGCGCCCCAUGUUCCACAAACUGCGCUUCCAGUUCAUUCGGUCCAUGGGCUGGAGGAUCUGGGUGUCCCAGGAGGAGUGUGAAGAGAUCCAGGCUUAUGACCCAGAGCUCUGGGUAUGGACACGAGAUCGUACUAAACUGACCUAGAACCCUAGGGUCAUGGAUACUCGAGGCCAUCAGCCUGCCAUAGAUCCCUGUGCCCGAAGGAGAUGCUCUAUGCCAACAUUAGGACUGCUGAGGGAAAGGAGAGAGGACUGACUAUCUUCCAUGGGAAACCUAGAAGAACCCAGACUCUUCCAGAAGGAGUGGGAUGGAAUCACCUCACUGCGCUCCUGGGAGCUGGGACCCCUGUAGGAGUCCCUGGAGGGGCCAUGAGAAACCAGGAUUCCUCCAGGCUCCAUGCUUUCCAGAGGCACCAUCUAAAUGUUAUCCCGAAUGUCCUCGGUCCCCACCUCCCAACCGUAGCAGCUGAAGGCCCGUGGUUUCCUGUAAUUGGUCUCCACUGCUCAGGCCAUUUGAAGGAGGCACCUCAGGGCUCAGAUGUGGAGGGAACUACCUUCAAAGUAUAGCAUUUGAGCUAUAUGUUUGUAAU
This is a messenger RNA of Mus caroli (Ryukyu mouse), 1695 nucleotides long. Its product is annotated as speedy protein E4A-like. Lineage: Eukaryota; Metazoa; Chordata; Mammalia; Rodentia; Muridae. The record is from RefSeq and is a predicted model, not a curated record. Gene Ontology annotation, biological process: positive regulation of cyclin-dependent protein serine/threonine kinase activity. Gene Ontology annotation, molecular function: protein kinase binding.